Poecile atricapillus (Black-capped chickadee) is the source of this 1812-nucleotide messenger RNA. RefSeq names its product DTW domain containing 1 (gene DTWD1). The coding region runs from base 136 to 1080 and encodes 314 amino acids. NCBI's taxonomy places the organism in Eukaryota, Metazoa, Chordata, Aves, Passeriformes, Paridae. Gene Ontology annotation, molecular function: tRNA-uridine aminocarboxypropyltransferase activity. Gene Ontology annotation, biological process: tRNA modification. Gene Ontology annotation, cellular component: nucleus. The record is from RefSeq and is a predicted model, not a curated record. The transcript is spliced from 6 exons.
GGCCGGGGCCGGAGCCGGGCGAGGAGCUCCGCGGCAGCAGAGAGGAGGCAGCGCCAGGGGGGCCGCGCUCUGCUCGGGGCGGGCUCGGGCGGCCCGCGGCAUAUAAUUUCUUGUCAAUAGUCAUGCUGGAGACUAAUGGGAUUGCUCAUCCAGCUAACCAUGUCCUUAAAUUCAUCUACCCUUUUAAAUGAAGAAAACACUCAAGGAGUAAAAAGAAAUAGUGAGUGUUUGGAAAGCGUACUGCAGACUCCAUCAUCGUUUCAAGAUAAUCCACUUCAACAAUUACAGUUAGCAUCGCAGGAAGUACUGGAAAAGGCAAAAAAGAGUGGGAGAUCGAAAUGCCCCCGAUGCAAUAGUUCAAGGAUGUUUUAUUGUUAUACAUGCUUUGUUCCUGUUGAAACUGUCCCUACCAAAGAAAUUCCAACUGUGAAGUUACCUUUGAAGAUUGACAUUAUUAAACACCCAAAUGAAACAGAUGGCAAAAGCACUGCUGUGCAUGCUAAGCUCCUGGCACCUGAUGAUGUUACAAUUUAUAAAUAUCCUUGCAUUCCAGAAUAUGAAGAGAAGAGACAUGAAAUAGCACUUAUAUUUCCUGGCCCCAAUUCAGUUUCAGUAAAAGAUAUUGCUUUCCAUCUCCAAAAGUACACCAAGAAAGGUGUCUGUGCUAGUGACGAUGACUGUUCCAGAGAGCCACUUCUUAAACAAGCAAAAAUAGAACCUGAAGAAGAAAAGAAUCCAAAUGAAUGCAUCUCAAGCAGCAGGAGUGAAGGCACUAGACUGAAGAAGAUAAUAUUUAUUGACAGUACCUGGAAUCAAACUAACAAGAUAAUCACUGAUGAACGACUUCAAGGGUUACUGCAAAUUGAGUUGAAGACAAGGAAAACUUGCUUUUGGCGUCAUCAGAAGGGAAAACCAGAUACAUACCUUUCCACAAUAGAAGCAAUUUAUUAUUUCCUUGUGGACUAUCAUCAGGAGAUUUUGAAAGAGAGCUACAAAGGACAAUAUGAUAAUCUGCUCUUUUUCUUUUCAUUUAUGUACACAUUGAUUAAAGAUGCCAAGUGUUGUGUGGGAAAAGAAUAAGCUUUCUGUCUGUUGGUGCAUGACACUACUCUUUUUUUGUAACAAUAAACUGCACAAACAUAACUGGGAUUUUUUUUGAAAAUAGACUGUACUAUAAAUAAAUGUCCAGAAGUGAGCUGCAGACCUCAUCCUGCACGCUUGAGAUUGUAUAACUGCUCAGAUGAGCAGUCUGAUUAGAGAUACUUAUUUGAAAACAGUUAUAUUUUGCUAAAUAUUGCUGUACUUCAACCUACAGGCCUGAUGUGCUCACUGUGAUGAGCACAUUUCCUGAGAUGGGAGUGGAGGACUUGACCCCUCUUGCCAUAAGGAGUGAUCUCUUAACUGUAAGAAGGAAUUAGCAUGCUGGCUUUUCUUGUUACUAAUACUUACAUCAGAUGUUUUCUUUGUGGUUUACACAGCAAUACUGAUUUCACUUUCAUGGCAUCAAAGGCUUACUGAAAUGAGCAGAUGGUGUUUAGUUGCUGAGGAGAGUGGCAGCAAUACAGAAUGAAAGAGCACAUUAAUUAAAUAUGAAUUAUAUGCUUUCAGGAUUAAUUCUGGAAUAUUAUUCUAGUAAUAAAAAAGUGGUCUCUUUAAACACUGUUAUACAGCGUAUUAUUCCUGUAGUACCAUUCAUGUACUUUUAUAUUAGGAUUAUUCUCAACUUCUUGGGUAUGUUUAGACUUAUUCAAACGAACUUAAUUGUUUAUUACUGUUAUAUAAUAUCAUUAUUUGGGGGAGCACUAACCUAAC